This is a messenger RNA of Selaginella moellendorffii, 2096 nucleotides long. RefSeq names its product heterogeneous nuclear ribonucleoprotein H3. The transcript has 13 exons. Bases 466 to 1935 code for a protein of 489 amino acids. Gene Ontology annotation, cellular component: ribonucleoprotein complex. NCBI's taxonomy places the organism in Eukaryota, Viridiplantae, Streptophyta, Lycopodiopsida, Selaginellales, Selaginellaceae. Gene Ontology annotation, molecular function: RNA binding. The record is from RefSeq and is a predicted model, not a curated record.
UGGUGGUAUUUUCUUCCCGUCCGGGGGAUUUGGAGGAUGAUCGUCGCCGCCAGCGCCGCGCGCCAGUGUCAGUUUCCAGCGCCGAGCUCGAGCUGGAUCGAUCGGAUCGCCGGCGCUGCCGCAUUGCGUCGCUAGAAUCUCCUCCCUGCGGCGAAUUUUGCGGGAUUUCUCUCUCGCUGUGCGCCCUGGGCGACGAGCGCGGGCGAUCGAUCGAUUGAAGGUUACUUUGAGAUUGCUUGAAUUUUUUUCCUGGCAUAUUUCUUUCUUUCGAUUGUUUUUUCCCAUCUCUUUCUUUUUGUCUCUCUCGCUCCUUUAUUUUAUUUUAUUUUCUCUCUUUCGUUCUUUCACGUAAGAAGUUAAGGAAGAACUAUGGGCCUGGGCUCCCGAAAGAAGAAUUCCUGGGUGAUGCUGCUGCCUCUCUCUUGACAUGCAUUUAACUGCAGCACAUUGGUUUGGAUUUGGACCAUGGCGGGAUUAGGAGGGCUGGUGGGAGGAAGUGCUCUCGAUGAUGAAUUAACUUAUGAUCGUGGAACCGGGAAAUGGAGGAGAUUUUUAACUUUGUUUUUACUUUCUCCGGUAAACAAACACUCUGAGGCCUCACCCGUGAAACUUGCGUGUGUCAGGAAGCGAAGCAAUGUUGUUCGACUCCGAGGACUUCCUUUCAGUGCCACGGAGGUUGAUAUUAAAGAGUUUUUUCGGGGUCUGGACCUCGGGCCUGAUGGAAUCGUUAUCUGUGUCAACUUUCAAGGGAGGUCCACUGGCCAAGCUUAUGUCCAGUUUGCAACCGCUGAGCUGGCUAAUAAAUCCCUCGAAAGAAACAGGCAACACAUUGGAAGCCGCUACAUAGAAGUUUUCAAGGGCCAUCCAGCAGACAUGCAGGGAGCUAUGAGAAUGGCCGGCCGAGGGAGUUCCGGCGCCUAUGGAGCAGCAGGCUUGCAAGGGACUGGGAUUCCUGGCAUGGCUGGUAAUCCCGACAUGCGUUUCACGGGGGUUGUGCGCAUGAGAGGAAUGCCUUACAGCUGCACAUCGGCCGAUAUCAUGGCCUUCUUUAAGGGAAUGCAAGUUGCUCCGGAUGGGAUUUUCCUGUGUACACAUGCUGAUGGCCGACCAACUGGUGAAGCAUUUGUGGAGUUUAUUAACGAAGAAACAGCCGCUCGAGCGAUGCAGCUCCACAGAGAGCCGAUGGGCUCGCGUUAUGUGGAGCUUUUCAAAAGUACAAAAGGGGAGAUGAUGACUUCAGUUCAACAAAAGCUGUGGUUCGCUGGUGUUGGUAACAUGUCACCAGUUGGAUCUCUCGGCCAAAUUCCUGGUAUGUUGGGAGGAUAUGGAAUGCAAGGAGUAGGGGCUUUAAACUUAGGAGCAGUACAAUCGCCGGGGCCUGGAGCUAUAGGAGACAUUUCGGAGGACGUGUGCAUUAAGAUGCGGGGUCUUCCAUACAAUUCCGGACCCAGAGAGAUUACGGAGUUUUUCCAAGGCUACAGGAUCGUCCCAAAUGGAAUCUACGUCGUGAUUGGAGCUACAGACCGUCCGACGGGGGAGGCGUUUGUGGAGUUUAUCUCUUCCAAGGAGGCACAGCGGGCCAUGGAACGCCACCGCAACAACAUUGGCUCCCGCUACAUCGAGCUUUUCCGAGCCACCAAGAGUGAAAUGAUCGUGGCCACAGGAGGACUGCCGUUUAGCAUGGGCCAGCUUGACCCGGCUUUGCAGCUUCUGCUUCUCCAGCAACAGGCUGCCGCUGGAGCAUUUGGCAUGGCGGGAUUGCUGGGAGCUCAAGGCGCUGGCGCAUGGACAGACAUCCAGAAUGUUGCUGCUGCGGCUGCGAGCUUCUACCAGAGGCAAGCAGGAUUAACAGGAUCAACUGCCGCUGGGCUGGCGUUGGAUCCAUCGGUUGCGGCCACCAAGCUGAGAAGCAUACCUUAUCGAACUUCCACCUGAUGGAAGAAGAACCGUGAUGAUGACGAAAAGAUAUAUGAAGAUUAUUUUAUGUGCAUAUUAGAACUCAAAUAGAAUGAAUUUGGUAAUUGUUUGAAGUGCCAGCUUAAAAGAUCUGCUUUCCAUGGAGAUCAUACAUUAAAGAUUAUUGAUGUUGAUAUUGA